Monomorium pharaonis (pharaoh ant) is the source of this 22308-nucleotide messenger RNA. RefSeq names its product protein tipE (gene Teh1). The transcript has 3 exons. The coding region runs from base 2763 to 3659 and encodes 298 amino acids. The record is from RefSeq and is a predicted model, not a curated record. Lineage: Eukaryota; Metazoa; Arthropoda; Insecta; Hymenoptera; Formicidae. Gene Ontology annotation, biological process: regulation of sodium ion transport. Gene Ontology annotation, molecular function: sodium channel regulator activity.
UAAGAUACAAGCAGUAAAGAAUAAACUCUUGACAGAUUGAACAUAACUUAUCUUUGGAAUCUUUAAUCUACCAUUUAAUUUAAAAUAUUUUUUAAAUUAAAAUGUUCAGUUUUGAAUCGUUGAGUUUUGGUAUUUUAAUUAAAAUUCGAUUACAUUCUUCCCCUCUUUCCCUUAGAAGUUCUGUAGUCAUUAAAAUAUUUAAAUAAGAUUUUCUAUGCAAAAUUUUAAUGAUUUUGAUCAAAUUUGUUCUUAAAACCUUAAAAAAACAAUGUUUCAAAUCUCUUUUACUGCAUUUACGGGAAAGCUACCUGAUAUACAAUUAGAAAUAUUUUCUAAUAGGAAUCGUUCCUGUAAAAUUACGUAAAAUAACGUUUGACAGAAUUCGAGAAAUUGACAUCGGUGUGUCUAUGUCAAUGAGUUUCGAUCGUUUAUACUGAAACAUCACACAGCGGCUUCGGAACACAUCCCGUGAAGAAGAGCGGUGGAAGCAAGGCGGGACAGGCAGGAGCGUAAACAAGGGGAAUGCAUCGCGGGGGUGGCACGACGAGGUACGAGGGCGAGGGGUUAUACUCGUCGCUCAUGCGCGCCUGGAACCCCGCCCUGUCGCUUCGGACCACGGCCUGUCCUGUCGAGGACUCCUCGCCGAGGUGGUCGAAUAGUCACGCUUUGACCCGCGAUCCGCGAGGCGGACGGCACUCGCCAGGAACGCCGCUGGUGCUCGUACGCGAGAGGGAGGAGGAGGUGGUGGAGGAGGAGGCGGAGGAGGAAGAGGAAGAGGAGAAGGAGGAGACCCCGUGAACAUCUGUCCUGGUCCCUCAGUCCGUCGUACCUCUAUCGCGAUACGGUUCUCCCCCCGCGAGAUCGCAGGAUCAACAAGAUCAACCGUGAUCUGAUCGUGGCGGCCGGUGUGUAUGUGUGUGUGUGUAUGUGUGGGUAGGUGUGUGUGCGUGUUGUGUGCUCCAUGUACCCAGGAAGGAUCGACGACGGCGGAUCGAUCGUCGGGUAUACGCGACGGGGAGUCACGCGUGCGACGGGAAUUUCGAGAUCGGGGCGCGAAUCCGAUACCGAUGCCAAGUAUUCGCUGCGUGGCAACUAGUUGCGGAUGCGAGCUGGUGUUAAACGGGAGCCGCCGUUAAGUGUUACCGCCGAAUGGUCCGUCGGAAGCCAGGUAGGACGACGACGACGACGGGUAGAUCGCGUCGAGGUGCCAUCAGGAUUCACUCGCACGGGUUUUAAAUCGCCAAGAGUGGCACCCUACUGCACUUCCGCUGGAGACAGACACCUCGGUGAAUCGAUCUGGAGCGCGUGGCACAGAUCGUCAAUUAUCGCGACCGUUGUUGAUUGCGAAUGUCUGGCGACAGCGCAGCGGCUUAACAUCUCGGAUGAAAAGCACCUUUAAUUAGCGAGGAAAAAGUUGACAAUUUGUGGCUUCCUCUAGCAUAAUUUACGAUCAAUCCUAAAGCUGGCGAGCAACCGGUAGGAGCGUAGGGGACAGGAGAAAUAGUCACGGCGACCUGCUGCUUGUCAUAUAAGUUUAACAUACGCGAUAUCGAUAUCCUUUGACUCGAUAUCCGUCGUUCAAAUAUCACAACGUGCGCCUUACCAAUUACCAAAACAAACAAACAAACAAACAAACAAACAAAAUAGAAAACGAACGAUAGGCCUAACUUGGGAUCAAACAGAUUAACAAUUUCGAAAAAUAGCACGCGAUUUUUGUAACGCGUGAGAAGAUCGCCAGCUUUCACGAAGAUUUUUCAUAUACGUGCGCGCAUUAUCGAAAUGCAUGAUUUCCUGCAAAACGGCAGCGGCUGAAAGGUCGCGAUCGAUCGGCUCAAUUUGAUAACCCAAAGGAACCUUAAAGCGUGCAAGGUCGUUAUAUAUAUAGCGAUAAGGUAGGGACUUUCCGUGGCUGAAAAAUCGAGGAGGAAAGAGUCGAGAAAGGUGCUCGCGCGGCGAAGGAGAGUCGCCUAGUAGUACAUGGCCUACCUACACGCGAUGCCGAGAUUUACAAGCAUCCAUUACUCGAGCAAGCGUCGAACCUGAGAGAGGACCUCCAGACGCAACGAUAAUCGAAUUCAUCGAGUCCCGUUCGCGUGAUGCCCGUGCCAAGGCCGUCGCGAGAAGGCAUGCUUGAGCCUUUGCGAAGCAAAAGCGCGCAGCGUCGAUUGCAAGAUCUUGCUUCAUGUUGCUCCUCGAGAUUUCGGCAGGAUAUUCGCAACGAUAGAGCAUUCGUCGGUAAUGAUACAAUAACGCGAGAUUAUCGUCGAUUCGAGAAUCUCGAGUAACUGCAGGCAGCUGCAGCACAAAUUCGCACGCAAAUUGUAUCCUGAUUUUCUUUUGUAUCGAAGAACUCAAGUCGUUCGAUGAAAUCCCCGUCGGUCUACACGACGAAGCUCCCUGACGACAUCGAAUUUCGAGACGCAAACGAGUUAGUAAACGGCCUCGCUCAAUGCUUCCUAGCAAAAGGAACUUUCCUAGGAAUCAAGUUCACUUGAUCCCCGAUGCCCCGCCGGAGCCGUCCACGAGGAAACCGAUGAUCGAUGCGUGUCUAUUCGACAGUUGAUCCCGGAGGAUCAGAAACCUCUUCUCUCCCCAGAAUCGCCUCUAACGAACGAAGCGAUGAUCGGCCUGUAGAUCGGCGCGCUCGAUGAACCGAGCGUCGAGCAGCAGCCAACACCACCCGAAGAAGAAGAAGAAGAAGCCGUAGAAGAAACUUAAUCGCGUAGCGUCGUCUCGAUUUCUCGAGAGAGCCGUCCCGGGUAAUGCGCGGAAGCAGCUCCGAGCUCCUGCUGGAGGCGAGCUGCAGCCAGUGCCAGAGCGAAUACGAACGGGGACAGGGUCGGGACAGCGACGAGCACGACUUCCACGAACGGGAGCUACGUCGUCGCAAACUGUUGGAGCUCGGGUUCGGCGCGUCGCGGCGCCGACCGCCACGGCGUACCUGCCGUCAGCGGUUUAACUUCUACGCGACAUCGGCGCUGGCCUUCGUCGCCACCUCAGGCGGCGCGGCGCUCCUCUUUCUGGUCCCGCUCUACGUCGACCCGGCCAUCAGCACCCUAGCGGCGGACUUCUCGCCGGAGCCGGUUGUAUGCACGACCUCGCGGCGCGAGGACCGCGCCGGUCUCUUCAACUGCACAUGGAGCUCGUGCCGCGAGGGAUGCACCAGUGACGUGUACAGCUGUACCCACAUAUACGUCACGUACACGCCGUGGAGUAACGCCAGUAUGAAGAACGACACCGGCGGCAGGAACACCACCGCGAACACCACCACGGCUGAUCUGGGUACCGUCACUGCCGUGUCCUCUCCGGGGGACGUCGAGGCGGUGCUGUUGGUGAACAUCAAGGGCUGCGGAUAUCCGCCGGUGGUCGACUGUAAGAACUUCACCCGCGAGUUGGGUUACGAGGGCGCCAGAUUCCCCUGCCACUACAGCCGGGUGAACGGUAGCAUAGUGUUGGCAAACUAUAAUCGCGAGGCACAGGUCGCUAUCAUCAUGCACUUCUUCGCGGCGCCUUUCGUAGUGACUCUCGCGACCAGCGUCGCGCUGUGUGUGAUGCACUGUGACUGCAGGUGCUCGCCGCCACCGCGACACCCGCCGCGCGGCAUGAGAAGAUCCAGGGCCAACGACCUCAGCUGCUGCAUGAGUAUAAAAAAUCGAUAACUGGUUAGAAGCGUGCCAGAAGUCGUCCGAUUUAGAAGGUGUAUUUGACGAGGCAAAUAAACUUUCUAAACUAUACGUAAGACAAAGACGACUUAACAAUGAUGUUACUACCACCGUACUUACUGUCGUCGUGAAACGAUGCUAAACUCUUUCGGCUGCAAAUACUGCCUUAGAAGGUAUCUCAAAGAUCAUUAUUCAAGGAUUGAUUGGUGUAAUCUUAUCAAUCUUCGUGUUCCGUUGUGCAUAAAUAUUUAUUCAUGUGACCGUGUGUUAUCAAACCAAACAAUCUUCUUAAAGUUUCUCUCUAAAUUUCUUCAUUCUAUUUUAUAUAUUCAAAACAUUGACAAAUAACUUAUUUUUAUUCGCGUUACACAAUAAAAUCAAGAAUUUAAUCAAAAUACAGUCGUAAUUCUCUCUACUGUCAGUUAUUCUGAUUAAAAUCAUUUGAAAUGUUCAAGAUACCUAGAAUUAUUAUACAAAAAAGUGUUCUCUUUAAAAAAUUAUUUAUGAAAAUUAAUACCUCGGUUGCCAUUGUCUUGGAGCGCGAAAGCAAAAUAAAAAUAUAACUAUGAUAAUAUUUUUUUUUAAUGUAACAAUAAGAAGUAUCAAUUGAAUUAAAUUUUAAAUUUAAAACCGCUAUGACACUUCUCCGCUUUCGCAAUAUCAUCGUUCGAUUUAGAUAUUUACAUUGACUUACGUUGCUUUUACCGAGAAAGCUUAUUAUUGCAUGCAAUUCAUAGUACUUUGCUGUAAAAUGAUACAGAUCUAUGUUUCUUCUGACUCGCUAUAAUUUACAUGCAAAACGCUUUGCCGCAAAUACCAAUGCUUUUUUGAUACACGACGGAACACGGAGCGCUGCCUUAGGAAUAGAAAUACACAUUUAUCAUAUUAUUACAGAAAAGAGUGAAUCGCAGAAACGGAAAUCGGAUAUCGAUUCAUCACAUCUCUCUCUUGUAAUCUCCGCUAAUUAGCAUCCAAAAGGCGCAUUCAUCUCAUUAACGAAACGAGUGCGCUGCCGAAAGCCGUGACUGCGCUCUCCGUGCAACGCAAUGAACGUGUAAAAAGAGAUCUCUAGUUAUCGAUCGGAUGCCGUAAGUAACUCCGUGCAUUCGGAGUAAUUGACAGCUCUCUCUCUCACGAACGUUGAUAUGUUGCGUGAACAAGCAUAGAGCAGCGCGUAACUCGCGUAACUCGCGUAAUCUAUCAUUCUUCCGAAUGUCUCUUUUCCUCUCCCAUUAAUUUUUCUUCUUAAUUGAGUCGUUGAGCGAACCGUAGUAAUAUAUAUCACGUAAGUCACAUUUUUCUCAUUAAAGUAAGAGGUUUUAUAAAAGUGCCUCCUAUAAAAUCCUGUUAAUGUAUUAUAGCAAUUUUUCUAGAUCAACACAUGACUGUCUAAAGUACUUGAACGGAAUAUCCUAACAAAACCACUUGAAAUAAAAAUACCGGAAGUUUUCAAGUCACGUCAGACUUAUCAACUACCAUACCGUCUAAAUUAUACAACUUGCAAUCGUUGACUUACCGUGCUUAUAGAUACUAUUUCGCUCAACCGCUGAAUUUCCGCUAUCGCAUGCCCUCUCCGCACAGAUAAACGCUAUACCAAGAGAAAUAAAAGGGACCAGAAAUAAAAGAAAUUGUUGAAUCAUGAAAUCACAUGUCAAGAAGCUAGUGCUAAUAAACAGCCCGCAGGGCAGCAAGAAUAAAAAAAAAAAAGAAUUGUAGUGUUUUAUUUCUACAAUAUACUCUCUAAUACCUCGUCGCAUACGCCGAAGAAAACCGCUGGAAAUGGACUUGUCGAGUUCCGUGCCAUGGCUCUACGUGAGUGAAAUAUUAAUUCACGUUCAAGUGACGGCAAAUGCAAGAAGUAGACUGUGCGAUUGAAAUCAAAAACUCCAGGCGAGGUUUUUCUGCUGUUUUUGAGCAUUGCGAUUCAACGUGACGCGCCUUGAGGGCUCAUUUCCUCUUCGAAAAUCACCUUGUUAUCUUUCUACUUUCGACCGUUUGUCAUUUCUACGACGAGAGUAUUAGAAGACGGGGACUCGGGGGUGGCGAGGAUGACAGCUAGCAAAUGGCAGCCUCGGCUGUCAUACAUCAGAUUUGGAUUAACUGGCGACCCUGGCCGUGUUGCCUCUUUGUCUCUUGUUUCUCUCUCUCUCUCUCUUUCUCUCUCUCUCUCUCUCCUUCUCUCUCUUUGUCUCUCUCUCUGCUUUUUCUCUUUAUAUCUCUUCUUUUCCACUUUUCUUCGCAAAGUUGUUUGCUACUGAACGUACCGCGUGUGUUUCUACCGCAAAUGGUAUUUUCGUUGUUUCAGGAUUUUUCUUUUAUCUCGCCAGACCACGAGAGUUGUCGCACAAAUCGUUGUAAUCCGUACUAACGUAAUUAUGUUUGCCCGAACUUCCGAGAUUAUCCGGGUAAUCGCGUUCUACCUGAAUGAAACUGGCAUAUAUCAUUUCUCGCAGUUGACGCUUAGAUAUUUCUACUUUCAGUGAAACUGUCGCCGUCGAUCCUCGUUUUAAGUAGUACAAGUAAAGAUACAAAUCGUCGUAGAAUUUAUGUAAAGGUUAUACAGAUAAUAGAGAAAAAAGAAAAGAUAGUGCGAAAUAAAAAAUGUUGUUAUGAGAAACAUAGAGUCAAGUCAUAUAGUAUUCCUGCAUUCCACGGAAUUUUUACGCGACCACCUGAAAGCGAUCCAUUAAAUCAACCAUUUUGCAUGUCACGCUGUUUGAUCUCAGUUCAACGAUACCCUCGAAAUUUGUCGUGUGACAGAGGAAAGACGCGAUACACGAUACUGUUGUCGUGUCACUGUUCCUGGAGAUCAUGUUUCAUAUCAAAGGAGAGCAAAGAUAAAGUACAUCGAAUUCUGUUAUCGUAUCCUUCUUCCUCAGAAUUUUCCACGGGACAGAACGGAUAAGCCGACCGUGCUAUGAAAUACGAGAAAUUCCUCUCAAACGCGGAAAAUUCAUCUCUGAUACACAUCCGCGUGCUAACAUCGUCGUGCUAACGAUUACGGCAAACUUUUCGCUUGGACAACUUCUCUCGGUGUAUAAAUUAUACGAAAUAAAUAGACUUGUAAACGCGAUAAGGAACACUUCCAUUUGCGGCUUUCAUAAGGAGAGCGAAAGAAAAUCAAAGAGUUAAAUCUCUCUCUCUCUCUCUCUCUCUCUUUCUCUUUCUUUCUCUCGAAUUUGUAUUUUGUGAAAAGUACAUCUUGCGAAAUAAUAGAUACUUUGGUAAUUCGUUUUUCUCCGAGAAUCGAGCUUUCGGAAAGAAAUAAGGGAAAAAAUAGUGUACUUAGACGUACUCGUUAACUUACGACCAAGAUGGCAUCAUACGUAAGCGGAUGAAAGGGUUAAAGGAGAAUCCUCUCGAACUUUUAAUUGAAACAGCGCUUUGAAGGAGCCAUAGCUUCGCGUGUCAACACGCGAAUAAGAGAAUGGUCUCGAGAACUACAUUUUACGACGUGGCUGAAGUCUCCGCGGCUAUUAGCGCGAGGAUGAAUGGGAUUUUAAACUGGCGCAUCGGAGGUGGCCCCUUUAAACAUGCCGAGGACAGUUAAGUCGGGAAGAAUGUCGCGCGCAAAAGUUACCGUCAUUUGUAUCUUUCGUUAUUCAAUGACAUUCAUGACUGGUCCCCUCCCCACAGUUGGAGCCCGGCCAAAAACUUGCAAAAGAAUAUACUCUUUUGCUCCCUCGCGGGUUAAUUUAUAAGUAAUCUCCAUUUAUCCAGCGGCUUCCUGGCAAAUUGUAGUCAAAAACAUUUUUACAUAAAAUUAUUAUUCAAAAUACAAUGUCAAAAAAUUGUUACUUCUUAUUUUUAGAUUUAUGCAGAAACGAUCAUUCAGCUGAAGCAUCCGUACUGUGACAAUGACAAGUGAUGUAAUCGAUAGAAGUAUUUGUUACAUUUAUUAAAAGUUCUAACGGAACAGAAAACUGAUUACUUUUACGGAUUUCCAAUCAUACACCAUAUAAUGCUAAACUCUUAACGAGUGAUAGUAUUUUUCGUACAUUUUACACGUAAAAUGUAAAUAAUACAUUUAACAAAGUGAGGCAUUAAAGCACAUUAGUUGUUUCACGUUUCCUUUGUUCCGCGAUACUUAUAAUUGGACUGACAUUUACGCCAAUUAGCCUGAAAAGUUAUAGCUUUAUUCUUAUUCUGAUUAAUCACGUCCCGUAACGGCACGCCCAACGGAUAUGGGAAGAAUAAACGUUGGAAUUUCCAAUUAUGCGCGCACUGCAUGGCUCCUACCGGCGCGCGGUUAAUUUGACGUUUGAGCAAUGCCGCCCCGUACGCUCCGGACGUAUGAAGCUACAGCUGCUUCAUUUCGCAAAUCGCUCGCGACGGCGGGGGCGAAAAAAAAAUUGGCAGUGAUCGAGAGAGGGAUAAAUAAAUAGGGUAGAUCAUUCAUUCUGUCUCGCGCAUAAACACCCACACGCACACGCACACACACACACACACACGCAAUGCAGCUGCCUGCAAUUGAAUUUGCCCUGCAUUCCUCGGUGGAGAGAGUAGCGCGUGCUGUGCUGCUGUAGCUUUACAAUCCCAUUAAAUAUUUAUUUAAUUUGAAACGCUGGCACGAUUGUUUACGAUCCUCGUAUACGCAUCGUUACUUCGUAUCGCAUCUACGUUGUCACGGACGCUAGCGUGUCUAAACGGAUGACUCAUAAUCGACGGCAGCAUCGAAAAACGUUUUAUCGCGUGCGGGAGAAGAAACGCAGGCAGAAAAAUGUAAUCUGUCUUUUACAAAAAUCGACCGCGAUUUAAUCUAGUUAUAAUUUAAGUCGUAAGGAUGGAGAGAGAGAGAGAGAGAAAGAGAGAGAAAAUGCACUUUUAUCUCGCGCAUUCAUCAGGAGCGUAAAGCGUUUUUUUUUUUUUUUUGCGAGAUCGUAUUUCGUUGAUUUCUCGUACGUGAUAUAUCACAAUUUUAUUGUAUCCAUCUAUCUUUUGAUAUAAACCCGCGCAAAAGUUUUAUUUACGGACUUAUUAAUUUUUUUCCUUAUAAAUGCGUCACUCCGCUGCCUUGCUUAUGUCAAAUAAUUACCGCGCGCUUCGUAAUUCGUCGGAUUAUCGCGAUUGGUUAUAAACGCGUAAUUCGCAUGUUAAACCGCACAUGGGUACGCACGAUUUUACAGCCGAUGUACGAUCAGACGGAGGCUUAAGGGCGGCCCAGCUUCACCGAAGCGCACGCAAAAUACAGUUGCAAUACCGGAUGCUUAAUUGCUUCGUGUUGCACACGGCGUAUAACUGCCUCCGCCUCCAACGCGGAGGCGUUUGCGGUAACGGCGAUACAUCGAAGGAAGAUUAACUCCACGGAGCUUAACCUGCAACGGGUUUAAUCUGACGGAGAAGGAUAACGGAAACCUAAAAGGGGAUAUUAAUUGUGAGAAAACCGGCAUUUCCGAUGCCCCUAGAAUUUCCCGAAAUUUAACGCUCUUUCAGAAUAGUAUUCUCUGACAGUUAACCGCUAUUUUAAGGUAUAACAGAUCCGAUGACUAAGGAUUAAAUAAACUUUAAUUACAAAACAAAUGUGAGGAGAGUGAUUAAAAUGAUCUAUCCUCUUAGGUAUUCCGAGGGAAAAGACAAGAUCUCUGAACGGGGGCAGAAAUUUGAGACAUCGCGGUAUGAGAAAUUCUCGAAUUACAUGUAAGAAGAAAUACAAAUGAAUACAAAUUCAUUUAAGAUCGAAAUGCAACGUAAAAUUUGGUAGACCAAUUUACCAAAUAAUUCUGUUUCGUUAGGAUAAACGUAACGAAAUAUUACGUGUUUCUAUGCUCAACGCUCUUUGUUGUCUGAACUAAUAUUUUGUUUCUCAACAUACCGAGUGCCUUCUCUCGCGCGAGGCGAAACUUCCGGAAGGAGGAAUUGCACGUGCGAUUACUGCCACGGUCCCUUACAUUUCCCACCCGUCGCUUUUACAAUGGACCCAUUCGGCAUUUCCGCCAUUACUACCGCUAUUUAUUCAAUCUUGCUACCGCCCGUGCUCGACCGUUUAUUCCCAUCUCGCGAAAUUACGGUUUCGAUCAAACUAAAUCAGUUCACGAUGCACGCCGAGGUCGCGCCAUUACCACGCACACACACAGGUAUCGUCUUUUACACGCCACAUGAUCUUACGGUAUCGCACACAUCCACUGUUGCAGCUACGUAGCAGCGGCAGGCGCCACUGUUCGAUACGAUCGGCGUAGAAGUGGUUAUCUAGCUCGCCAUUAGGCACGAUUGUAGUUUAAUUGCUUUUGACGUACGUUCCGGCCACUCCAGUCAUUUUAAAAGUAGAGUCUCGAAUCUCGUGGAAUCUCCGCGGCUUAACGGAAAUCACGAGAAAUAUUAUCGAAGGCUUUUAUGGGAUUUCGCGCUUUUAAUUAUGAUUAAAAGAGUGAACUCUAACGGAGAGCAGAAGUUGAAGGUGGAAGUUGAAGUAAGAUUAAUGUCGUGAAAGUGAAGAGCGAACUCGAAAAUAUUUUUACGACCGUUCCGAGAAUAAUCGUCUUUCAUAAGUUUCGGUAAUUAAAGUAGAGUCGAGUCGCAUCAUUUAUCGCAACAUUUAUUUGAACACAAGUAACUUGAGCGGAAUCGCGAAAAGUUCCGCGGGAAUAUCGCGCACCUUUGUGACCAGAGAGCGAAGGUUAAGAGGGAAUUUUUAGAAAUUCAUAACUUAGCAGCUCGGAAAAAUUAUCCAUUGAAAUUUGCUCGGUUUCCUCAGAUAUAUGAAACGGUGCCAACGUUGUUGUUGUUGUUGUUGUUUACCGUUUCGCGAUGUCGCGCUGAAAGUUUGCUGCUGUCCGCCACACGACAAGGAAAAGUCGCCGUGCUAGAAACAAUAUGAGGAGCGGAAUGCAGGCCACAUGGCGCGUCUCUUUGGAGUGCAUUUCAUGUGUGCCUUCGUUCGUGAAACGUUCGUGGAACGAGUUUGCCUUUUCGCGUAAAGAGUUCUCGAUUAUUCGCACUUCAACUAUUUAUCGAUAGUCAUAGAGAUUUCGUCCAAAAUCAAAGUCAAUUAGAAAUACGUGAGCUUGGAUGCGCUGGACGCGACAACAAUGCAAUCGAUAACGCGAAUUUCUGGCAACAUAAUUAAAAUCGAUAGUAAUUUGAUUGGGCAACGAGAUCAUACGUAACAUAUAAUAAUUACUGAUGGCGUAUUCUGUAAAUACCGCUGUCUCCAUUUAAACCGUAAUUAUUUAUCGGCGCUGUUGACAUUAAUUACCAACAUCUCUAUGAAGCGCUAUCAUAUCAAACAGCUUCGAUUUCAAUCGAAGUUGUUUUAAUUCAUUACAUUCCUUUCGUCUAAUCUCUCGUCAUCAAUUUUAUAAAUAUACGAAUACCAUGACAGUGCAAGCUGUAUAUAUAUAUAUAUAUAUAUAUAUAUGACUGCGAAUAACAUUUGGAACGUGCUCGAAAAUCCGGAAACGGAAUUUUAGAGAAGGAACCUUUGAAUUCGAGUACCGUUGAGACUCUGCGGCUUCAGGUCCCGCGCGUACCUGUAAAUUCUAAUAGUGUUGUUACGCAACGCUCGUGUGUGGCAGGUACGCGAUAAAUAUUCAAUUUAUGUCAGUCGCUAACAACUCUGUCGAGCCGCGACUGGUCCUAAAUUGAUCGAUCCGUUUUUCUGCGAUCGAAUACUGAACGCGAUGAUUGACGCGUUCAGUAUUUAUUCAGGCACGUGUAUAUCAGACAGGUAUAUAUCAAGCUUGCCUACAAGUCGGUAAAUCUUUGCCUAUUGGCCGGGCCAGUAAAAACGAUCCUAAUACGUUUAGCACGUCCCGUCGGAUAAGUUAUGCACGAAGUGUAGAGCGUUGAAUCGAGUUUCCAAGCGGUCCGGCGAACAGAUGGCGAAACACCGUUCAUCGAUCGUGUCCCCUGUCGUCUUGCUGCCAGUUCCCAGCGAAGGGUAGUCACGAUACGGCGAAAAGUAUUUCAAAUAUGGGAUUCAUGCAUUCACCUGGAUCGGUCCCUCGUUUCGCCCACGCUGUCAACAAACUAUUUUGAUUUAGCAAUUUAUUCUCUUUAUGCGCUCGCCAGGAUUUUAUAUCCGAAUUUUUGCCAUGUGUUCUGAAUAAGAUAACGAUUCUGUAACACAUGUAAUGAUGAAUUAUGCAAUGCGUGAUAUGAUACAAUAUGAGACAUGUGGUAACAUAUUAAAAUGCGUAGUGAAUUUUAAUAUUUUAAUAGGAUAUCAUAUGUUAACUAAAUAAAAAAAAAUACCGAAAAAAAUGUUAGUAUAAUACUCUAUUUUUUUUAAUUCAAGAGAAUAAUUCCAGAUUAUUGAAAUUUAAGCGGCUUAGAAGAAAAACAAAGGCAGAUUGUUGUAAAAAUCUUUUAAGAACGGGGCCUCGUUCAAUUUUAUCUAUUUGUUCAUCUUUCAGAACCUUGCGGCAUUAUCAGCUUAUACAAUGUGUAAAAUAUGUGAUUAAAAUGCGUGUUGAAUUUUAAUAUUGUGUGAUAUGGGAACUAAAUACAGAAGGGCACAAAUACCGAAGGGUGAAAACCGUUAAUAUAGUUAUAACGUUCUAUUUUUUUAAUUCAAGGCGAAUAAUUCCAGGGCGACUAUCAGCUCUACCUUAAAGCUGUCUUUUAAUAACAAAAAUAAUGCAAUUACGGAAAGAAACUUCUUAUAGCGUACAUCUUAAAUUUUGUGGCACGUAAGCGUGGUAAAUUAGAUUUUCUCAAGUAAGAAGUUGGCGCAAGUGUGUACUUGAAUGAAGUAUGCGAGCCCGAAGCGGAGGGUCGGUCUCCCUGAAAAUCAAAUGAAGCAAUUCCGGUGAAAUCGUUUCAGAGAACUACUAUAAGCUCGGUUUCAGUGUGCAAACCGUAAUUUCUGUUGGAUCGCCAAAAUUAUGUUCCUGAAAAUGCCGAUAUGGAUCGGCAAAAGAACGUAUGGGGCAUUCUUCGCCUAAAAUUGUAUAGCGACUAUACAUUAUAACAUAAAUUCAUAGAAUACAAUCGCACGGCUAUUUUCGCUCCCACCUUUCCACACUGUUGGUGUAGGUAGUUUGGUUUAUUUAUUUAUUUCAUUUCAUUGAUUUAUUUCCUACCUUUUACAGAUCCAUCAAUAUUUUCAGCGGGAAUUUAUCGCGCUUAAUUUUCGCGAUUGCCCCAGGCGAAUACAGGCGUACAUAUGUACGUACACGCCGUAACAAGUCACUUAGGAAAAUUAUAUCGAUCCGCUGCGUUUCGUGGCGGGCGAGGAGGAGGAGGGAGGGGGAGAGAGAAAGAAAAAAGCGACUUGCAAAACGAAACGAGAAAAAUCCGUGACCGAGGUGGUCGAUCGAGAGGAAUGCAGCCCGGCAAGGACAUUGGGUGGUGAUAUAAUAAAAAGAGAGAUCGUAAGUUUCUUGCGGUAUUUCUUUCGUCGCCAUUCUUCGGCCCGAAGGACGGCUGGCGUGGGCGUCGAAAAUGCACUUCGCUCCAUUCGUUUUUCCCGGUGUGUAUUGGCCGACGCUCACUGUUUUGCCAUCCUAUCGCGUUUAUUUUCGUUACAGAUCCCGCAACGGAUUGUCAAUCGGCUGUUUGUUUUAUUUUAUUGACUUAAAUAAUUUCACUGCGCGAAUGCGAUCUAUAAAGGCGAACGAUAAAGGACGAAAUAAACAUCUUCAUGGUUCGCCUUUCGUGUUCAUUUCAUAUUUAUCGAUGAGAAUGAACGACUUAUCACAUAACGGGAGGUAGCUAUCUUUGAAAUAAAGUUACAUAAACUGAUGAAUAUUCAUAUAGUCUUUUGCAAAAUUUCACAAAAUCCGUUUCCCCACAGAGAUGCACUUCACUACCGCGACAUUCCCACUCUUUUCGCAGCAAUAAGAAACAGUUUCGUGUAACGAGUCGCGCACCAUUUUGUCGCGGCUGCUUUUUUCUCUUCCGUCCGUAAUGGAGCGUCGGAAAUAUACUUACUUGACAGCUACAAGUUGCUGCUGGGGAAUUUGCGCGCCAUCCAGACAACUGGACACGAGCGACUUGUUGUGCUUCUCGGAAAAGUUCCCUUGGGCGUGCGACAAAAAAAAUUAAACGUGGGCAGCGUGACGUGCCGGUGUUUUAAUUCAAAGAUUCCUUUUUCGCGAUAUAUAAAAAAUAAGAUUCCAGUUGCCGACUAAUGAAGAAUAUCUCAUUAGUAUCUCAUGACAAAUAUUUCGAUUCGGUUAAUUAAACUAAAAUUCCGCAAUUAUUUCCCCGCUUCGCGGCGCAAAUCGAUGCUGCGGUCUAACAAAACUCGCCACGUUUUCCAAGCGAAUUGCCGCUUAAGCCACGGUGAAAUUAAAUUUCUUGGUUUGUUUUUGUGGCGGGAAUAGUAGUGCGAAUCGUGUGUGUCGCAGGCAGAACGCAUGGCUUUACGUCGACUUUACACUACGGGAUUUAAAGAAUAGUGAGGCUUUUAUUUAAAAAAAAAAGAAACUAAAAGCGCUGUAUAGUACGCUGUUCCAGUAUUGUCCGCGGCAAAACAGCUUAUUAUAUCAAAUUAUUGAGGAGAAGAAACGUGUGACAAUAAAUUGACGUACUUACUGUCAAUUUGGAAAAAUGUAUUUGACUUUUUUCUAGCAAAAGUAAUAAAAAAAUCAUAGGAAUACAUGUUAGAUCAGAUAUUUAGAUGUCCAUAGAAAUAAAAUGUGACCAUGACAGAAAUACGAGCGCCUAUAUAGACUGAAAAAAAUUUUUUUUAAUGAUGAAAAUAUGAAACAGCGAGAGAGCUUUAUCAAAAGAGACUGUACAUUCGAAUCAAAUAUCUUAUCCAUCUCUCUUUCUAAAGCUUCAAUUUCAUAUGUAUAGUAAUGUAAUUACGUGCUAUACAAAUCAUCGUACAAAAGUCGUAGAAAUUUUUCCAUUUUUAAUUUGAAGCGCACGUCUCGGCGUGUCUCGAAAUUUUUUCCAUCCAUUUUCUUCUCUUUGCCGUAAAAUAAAAAGCGAUAUAACUUUAAAUGUAGAAGGAGAUAGCAGCGUUUAAUAUGCUAAUUUGAUUGUCCGUAGUUAUCAAAAUUCCUCUAAUCUGGAGUAGAUGUACGUGUAAAGAGAAGGAGAGUUUCAGAACUUUGAAGAAUUCUGCAACUGCUUCAGGCUAAAUUGGAAACUAGUUUCCGUCGGAUCAUCAAUGAUUUCACCGUCGUUGGCACUGUCCCUCGCGCCAUCAAUUUUUGAUGGCGCGCUUCCAACAGUGUACGCUCGCACUCAUCGGCGUGGAACAUCAUGCCGCUUUUCACUCGAACGUUUCGACAAACGCAGAUAAUUGAGAAUAAUUGCUGAGAAUCUGCAGGCGACACUAUAUCGACGUUACGUAAUCGCAAUUUGCCGCGCGAUAUUUUAUUGCAAGUAUUAUGUAACGGAACGUAACGAAGAAAGAAUAUUGCACAAACAAAAUUUCGAUAUUCACUUUUUUUCCCCACAUGCGGAUUUCCACAUUAAAUUCCUGUUAUUAUUUUACUCGAUAAACAAACACGUAUUUAUUUAGAGAGUUUUACAACGUGUAAAUCCCUAUUUUUUUGUUUUAUUUUAUCCUUCCCGGAUAACUUGAUAACCAUAUAUAUACCAACAUAUACCAAUAUACAUUGGUGUGUGUUAUUUUAUGAAUUGCGUUGCUUCUUGAAAUUCACGUACUAUCCGUUCUACGUCGAAUUGCACGUACGCUUAUAUCGAAUUCCCCAACAUAUAUUAUCGUGCGCCAUCUCUCAUCCUCACGUAACGGCGAAAUUAUAUGCGAGACAAGUAUCCCAGCAGUCCGGGCUGACAUACGCGGCAAAUUGGUGCUCAAAAGCGACUAACUGGAGCUCAUAUCAUCUUCCGAAUACCACCGAACCAAAAUGGUCGAAUACUGACAGGACGCUGAUUUGGCGGGACAGAUAUUUGGCCCUGAUCUAAAGGCUCGUUUAUUAACGUCCAUCGCGAAUUAAUGUCUCGUGACACUACGACCCGCAUCGCGAUCCUUGAUAUUGAUAUGCAUUGUAAUUGCUCGAUGAUCGAUUUAAAAAACCGAAUCGAUUUAACAUAAUCACUUUUAGGUCUAAUCUCAUUCGAAGGAAUAAAAGCGAAAAUCGAUGGAUUCGCAUAUUUUCUGUUUUUCGCGCGCCUCUUCAUUCAACUGAACCCUUGGCAGAAACGAUUCGACUUUCUUACGAGCGUGUUGUUUUCGACCCGGAAAAACGUUUGCGCAAGCAAAAGUUAGCGGUUCGUUCGAUAUAGCUUGCACAUAUGUGUAUUUAUAUCCGCGUAAACUUCGAUCAAAAGUGACUCACGCGGAGGUCGUCUUCCGGAAAUACUUUCCAGCCGUUUCUUUCCAUUGACAUAGGAUGAAGUACGCAUGUUCGAUUUUUCGCCGGUUGUUGGUUAAUGCAAGAACUUCAGCUUACGUUUGCGGUACGACAUUAGCUGACGCAACGUGGCGAAUGUCGCGCGAUAUAGCUCGCUACACAUAUAGUCCCAACGCGGAGACUAAGCAAGCACAAGUGGUUCGAUACACGAACAGCAAAUAUUGCCGUCAUAACAGCCACGUCUGUGUGAAAUAUAUCGCGAAAAACGCUCGAAUGGCGUUUCCAUUACCGACCAGUUGGUGGACUUUGAUUAAGUAUUCAGUACAAUUUGUUGAAUUAAGACGAGCUUGUGCAUUAUUGCAAUGCUAAUAGAGUUCUGUUUUAUUUAUUUUUUUUUCAUAAUUCAAUUACUGAACUCGCUUGAGCGCGCGCGUGAUAUUGCGCGAAGCAAUAAUUAAUUUUUAUAUGAUGCUUUUAUAAAUGAUAUUAAAUUCCCAUCAUACAAACGCGCGCGUCGAGAGCGCUCGGCUUUAAAUUAUAAUUAAUUUUCCCUAUCGCGAGUUUUCCGAUGUGCGUUUAAUUAUUCCUAUCGAAUCCGAGCCGGUACACUUUAAAAUUUACCGCAAAUAGCGUCGGGGUAGUGUGUAUCGUCCGCGUGCGAGCAUGCGAAAUCGAUUUCCGCGCAGUGAUGUAUCGCCAUGGCGAUGAAAGCUGAACGAGUGUUUGAUAAGGCAAAUAAAGUUAAAGUUAUGACGAAAUCGAUAAAGUUCGCCAAGGGAACCUCCUACGUAUUCACCUGUAUGUGUGCAACGCGCGUCAACGGUUGACUGACUUUAAUUAAUUCUACGAAAUUUCAAGAAGGACAAACUUCUCUUCGCUAAUAGAUCGUUUUCAACUUACGUUCCGCCGGCAGCUGUAAUCGGAGUUGUAAGAUCACUCGCGGCUCUAGGCAGGAAUGGCCAACGAUUAUUCUGUCUCGUCGAACGUGAGAUAACAACGUUUCACGUCGCGUAGCGGUGACAUCCGACAAACGGCGAGAAUUUAAUGGAGAUAGAAUGUGUGUGUAUGUGUGUGUGUGUGUGUCUUGAGAUAGAGAUAGAUCUCGUCGAGCGAAAUAAACUUGAAUCAGCAACCGAACUCUUUUCAUCGUCGGUUGUUAUUAGCCGAAAGUUCCUGGACGGACUCCAACUCGGAAUCGGUUUUAUUUGAUCGCCAACUUCUUGCUACACUUCCGAGAUCACUCGUGAGCCACUCUUACGAAGAUGUAAUAAUUGCCUUUGCCUGUUUUUUCCUCUUUCAGUCGGGUCAAUAUAUAUUGCUUCACUUAUAAAACGGAGGUUGCAAACACGGUUACAAAAAUAUAAACCUAAAUUUUAUAAUACAAUUUCAUUAGACUCGCAAUUACAUUUUUGUCAAGAUAAAUAUUAUUUUAUGACACAGCUCUUGUGUUGUUUAAUAAAAGAUUACAAAAGAUAUGCUUUUUGUAUCCCUCCGUUUACUGUACCUUGGCAAGACUUUUGUAAUUUUGCACUUAAUUCAUAUCUAGCUGCAUCAUAAAACGAGUUUCAACGGAUUUAUUAUUUAACACGGAAGUUACAAAGCUUCAAGCUAAUUAAACUUUUAUUGCAACAGAUUAAAAUUUUUCACGACAAUUAGCACAAGCUAUUAAGACAUUUUAAUAAUUAAAAAAAAUAACUUCAAAUUUUAUCCCAGUUGCAGUUUCAUUAUUAAUGUACACAAUUGUUUUAUUCCAUACACACACACAGAAAAAUAUUAUUCUCGUCUUAAGAAAAGCAAUUAUUUUUGUUUUAAGUAACGAUUAUCUUUUUUAUAUGCAUAAAAAAGAUUGAUCAAACAAAUUGAUUGCACAUUUACAAUUAUUUCAUAAAUAUGUUAUAAAGCCACAUAAAUUACCUUUUUAAAAACAUAUAUAGCUUGAGAGUAGCGAGCUUUGUACAGCACCUUGCACUAAGUCAAUCAACGUGCAUCCGAACACGUUAUUGCGCAUCGGCGCGGCGCUCGUGUCUGAGGAUACGUUAUAAGCAAUUAACUUGCGCAAUACUAACCCCCGAAAUACAACCGAUACGGAAAUCGGGCUUCAAAACUCUAUAAUCGGAUUCAAAGUUUCGCCCGCGGCGCUCCUGGUGUACGGGCUCGUCUUGUAACCACUACUCUCUGCAUUCGUGGUAAACUAAACCGAGUCUGAAACUAAGCGACUUAGAACUUACUUGGGGAAACUUCUAUUUCAUUACGUAAUCACGAUAUAGACGCCAGCGAUGUACGUUCUCGCAGUCAUUCUUGAACAUAGUUCACAUAGGAGUACAUGCGAUUCUCAGUAGGAUUGUGACGCAGAAUUUUCGCGGAAAAUUUGAUCUGAAGUCCGAGAAAGUCCGUUUCCAAGAAAGACAAUUAGAUCAGCGUAACAAGUUCGUUUCUAACUCCACACAGUAACCUUUGUAGAAGCCUUGAGAAGAAGCUACUGCAGCUGCUGAAAGAUGCCAUCUUUAAUGAAAGAGAAAUAUAUUUAUAAAUAUCACAAAGAGAAAAUUUAUCGAUGCAAUCGUCGUACUGAUUGCAUUUGAAAGUGUAUAUAAAUUACACAAGUUACAGCUUCGAACCUGCCAGCACAUUGCAAGAAAAGUGUCGCGUCUUAAAAAAAUAUUUUUAUAGAGUUUAUUAUUUCACAUCAUUUUGACGGUGAUAAAUAAAAGUACGCCUCAGUGUCAUAACUCGCGUUACACGCCAAGUUUAAACCCGUCAUAGCAUUCGCGAAAUGGUUUCCCGAGGAAAUUAUGUUAUCAGAAGAUAUAAGGAAGUCGGUAAUUAUAUUUAUACAGAGCACGCGCGGAACUUUUUUUUCCCUUUUCCUCGAGCGUCCCUUACCGAUAGAAUCUCUUAAUGGGGCGUGUCUCUAAACAAUCACUCGUAAAACAAGAACUUAUGUUUCUUUGCACAAUCUUUUUGCACGUGCUGGAUAAAACGAGCGAGAGUUUCCGGGACCGAAAUUUUAUCAAGGCUCCAACGCCGCCGGGAGAAACGGGCUUCCGCUACGGAAGUGGCUUAUCCGUAAAGGAAACAGGGUCCUUUUACGAAUAAGAGCGCAUGCUGUGAUUUCCACGGUCCCUCCCUAUCUUGAAAAGAACGCCGUGCAACGACAUUGCAUGCAUAUGUGAUCCCAUCAUAUAUAUGUGUAUGUAUAUAUAUAUAUGUAUAUAUAUAUAUUUAUGCACGUGUGUAUAUUCGUGCGGAGGACGCGAGCGAGAGGCGGCACACGUAAUGGCGAUACGAUGUUUUAAGGGAUAUAGGUCAGGGAUUCGCGGGAUCCUGUACGUGAAUGCUUCGGCGAUGUGUUGUUCUAUAUCGGCGGUUAACCUGAAUUUCGUAACGGCCAACAUCCGUCGAGAACGAAGCGCGAUUCGGCGAUUCGGUUGCGAGGUGCCCGGAAGAACGGAGCGGCGCAAUUUUUCCACCGCGAAUAAUUGGAAAUAUGAUUAUAGUUCGGCGGCGGCCGGCGCGAGAACUUCCUGCGCGAUGCGCUCAAGUUAAUUAACGUGCAAAUCUUAAAGUUUACACUCGACAUUAAAAUGUCAACGUAGCGCUCCACGUGGGUGCCACCUCGGGGUUUUUUUUUUCCUCUUCGCUGCGAACGUGUUCGCAAAAAUAUGAGACUGCGGAAAGUAGCGCGCAUUUUUCGCGUGCUCGGCAUAAACCACACUUGAGAUUUUAAAACGAUAAUUACACGCAAACGCAAAUUUACAAUGCAUUUUACAACGCGCAUAAAUGUUAACGUUCACUUUAUUGCUAGUUAAUAGAUGCUAUUGAAAUAUAAUUAAAUUAAUAAUAAAAUGUUAUUAGAAGUCCUCCAUUCUCUUAUCUUAUUUACAUUCCUUCUUUGUUAACUACUACUUGUUAUUAUAUUACAUUAUUUGAUGUUCUUUCCGAAGAUCGCUCGGUGAUAAGCGUUUAAGUUUUUUGCGCGAGCAAAGUUUGAUAUUUGCAUAAUUUCAUGUUGCUUUAUAAAAUUUAUUCUAGGACGCCGUUGGGACGCUUUAUGCAAAAUCCUUCACCGGAGCGCAACGUCGCUCGCAAUUUUUUAAUCGCGUGUUAAACGUAUAACCUCGACGGCUGAUGCCCGUGACAGUCGAUUAAUUGACGAUGAAUCUUUCAGUGAGCUAAUUCUUCGACCUCGCGUUCGCGAAAACAAUUAACGCUCGAUAGCUUUCCUCGAAGUCACCCCACUUUCUACGGAAUCGUCAUAUCCGACGAAAUACAGUAGCGUUCUAAUAAUCGAUAUUAAUUUCAGUAAGCGAUCGAUAAAAGUACGUAAUAAAAAAUAAUAAUAAAUUCCGAAAGAAAUGAGCUCACAAAGACCGACAUACGGUUGGAAUAAAAUAGAUAAUCUCGUAUGACAGAGUGCUUUUAAAAGUAAAGAAGAAGCAGAAUAACAUGUGACCGUACGUAUACCGCGAGUAACACAUAAAUCCAAAUUGAAUUUGCUGCUGGGAGGUAUUUCGAAAGGCCCGUUAUCAAUUUUUGUAAAAUCUCCGUGGACAAUCUGUCAAAGAAAUAUCUGGCGGGAUGUUGGAACUGUUCCAGUUUUUCUCCGAAGGGUAUUAAUUUAAGAGGAGGAGAAAGAGAAGGAAAAAAGGAACUUUCAUUUCGAACCUUUUUUUCAGGGUGUAAGCACCAUUAACCGUCGUAUGCUUCCUGUUAUGUCCAGCCAUUUUUCCAAUAUAUACGACAUGGCUGGCAUUGACCGCGCGCAAUCUUUUACAGCACAUUACAUUUAAGCUCGAGAACCUUUCUUAAACGGAUUUCGAGUCGAUCCUAUUUAUGCUGCGGCAGCGACGAAUCUAUACGGAGACUAAUGAAGCUUAAGCUUCCGUCCCCGUUGGUCACAAGAAGCUCCGUGAAUAAUUCAGUUCUUUUCCAACUUGUUGUCUAAUAAUAGAGAACAGCAACAACAACAAGCGCACAAUUCGUAUAAAAUUAACUACUAAAAUUUAAUAUUUCAUACAUACGCGAAUAUUACAGUUAAUUAAGGAAGCAUUAUCGUUCGAGAUCUAGGAGAAAGGUUGUUUUUAUUUAACUAUUUUAGAAGAUAUGCAAACAAUAUAUUUUAAUUUUAUGAAAAUCAUAAUUAUAUUCAUCAAAUGGUAAUACUUCUUCUCUUAUUAAUCUCAGGAAGAAAAGAGAAAAUAAAAAAAUAUAAUCAAAAUGUUACUUUGUAUUGCUAUAAACUAAAUUGUGUGUUUAUAAAAUUUUAUCAAUUUCUUAAAAUUAUGUAACAUUUUUCUCGUUUAAUUGUGUAAUAAAUUCAAUAACAAUGCUUUUUUUUUCUUUAAUUCAGUUAUCCGCUUGGAUGUAAAUUUAAAACUUACAAAAAUGAUUACUUUUAAGCCAAAAGACUCACCAUGUAUUUUAGACUGUGCGUAAACAUCAAAAUUCUAUUCAAGUUUACUCGAGAUUACUUCCUUUGAAAAUUUGAAGCCACGCCUUCGAACGGUUGGCGAAUAGAUACGACGACUUUGUACGUGAUUUCGACGAAUGCGCGCAAAGAAUUCGGUCCUUCAUACAUUUGUUAUCGCUCUUCUGCACCCAGUGUGUCAAAAGCCACGUCGACAUUCACCGAAACGUGUGUCGCGUUACUACAUUGUCAACUCAACCAUAAUAUCACAUGGUAUGUGAUAUCAUGGUUGAGUUGACAAUUAAAACGUAGAAAUGCACACCCAUUGUCCUUCUAUUUUCGAAUGAAAUUCAUCACGCUUCUGCCCUUCGAAUUGCAUCCUUAUUAUUUCAGUGAAGAACGUAUCAAUGACUUAUCGUCUCAGCUUUGAUUUAAUACUGCAAAUAUAUUUUCUAAAUAGUGCAAUAAAAAAAAUAACUGCUGGUAGUGGUUGAAAAUCAUAUAUCCUUUUACGAGUUUAAGAUUUAGGAGCAUUGAAUUUCUGGCGUUGACUUUCCUACGUAAUUUCACCUUCUCGACCGGAAGAAAGAUCGCCCGGGAGCGGCUUUUAUGAUAUUGCAUUAGCGUAAUUUUGCAUGUAGUAAGAGAGAUCGCAUUAUGGCGAUGGCGGUAAAGCUCUGCGUAGGCAGCGGUACGUACUUAUGCUCCGUUGAAUAUUUACGAUUGGCCUGUGUAAAAAAAUAGGGGAGCACAUCUUAAAGUUCGCCAUCAACAACGUCCCACGCACGCGGAAUAAAACAGCCGGCUAUAUUGCAACGCGAUCCCAAGUCCCCGUCUCAUAAUUCGUUGAGUAAGGAGUUGACGCCAGCGGACGGUGUCACGUGCGAAGAUGGAUCGAAACGAGACAUGAGUAAGGCACACGACGCCGUUAAGACUAUUUUUAGCUCUGAUUAUGCGUAAUAAAUCUCAAACCCUCCUGCCAAUUUAUGUAAUCAAACUUAAUCCAUAUAUAUACACGACCGCGUAU